AUGUCGUUCUUCAUUGAUAACCCCAAUGUGGGAAACCACAACCACCUGGAGGAUUCGCGCAUCCUCGGUUACAAUCCCCUCACCCCACCAAAUCUCCUCCAACAUGAAAUUGCUAUGACCGAGAAGUCGCGCCAAACUGUCCUCCAGGGUCGUAAUGAGGCAGUGGCUAUCGUAAAGGGCACAGAUACCGACAAGCAUCGGUUGUUGGUAGUCAUUGGCCCAUGCUCCAUCCACGACCCGACCAUGGCCCUGGAAUACUGCGAUCGCCUGCUAAAAUUGAAGGAGAAGUACGAAGAUGACCUGUUGAUUGUCAUGCGCUCGUACCUAGAAAAGCCCCGCACAACAGUCGGCUGGAAGGGUCUUAUCAAUGACCCUGACAUUGACAACAGCUUCCAGAUCAACAAGGGUCUGCGUGUCUCGCGCCAGCUUUUCGUCGAUCUAACCAACAAGGGCAUGCCUAUCGCCAGUGAAAUGCUCGACACCAUCUCUCCCCAGUUCCUUGCUGACUGUCUGUCCGUCGGUGCCGUCGGCGCCCGUACUACCGAGUCCCAGGUCCACCGUGAGCUGUCUUCUGGUCUUUCUUUCCCCGUCGGUUUCAAGAACGGUACAGACGGCUCGCUGGACGUUGCUGUCGACGCCAUUGGCUCUGUCAGACACCCCCAUCACUUCCUAUCCGUCACCAAGCCCGGUGUUGUAUCUAUCGUCGGCACAGUCGGUAACCCAGAUUGCUUCGUCAUCUUGCGCGGUGGAAAGAGGGGUCCUAACUACGAUGCUGCCAGCAUUGCUGACGCAAAGUCUAAGCUGGAGGCUAAGGGUCUCCCACCCCGCUUGAUGGUAGACUGCAGCCACGGAAACUCUGAGAAAAAUCACAAGAAUCAGCCCAAGGUCGCCGCUGUUCUCGCUGAGCAGAUUUCUGCCGGCGAGGCUGGCAUCAUGGGUGUCAUGAUUGAGAGUAAUAUUAAUGAGGGCAGUCAGAAGGUUCCUGCUGAGGGCAAGUCUGGUCUCAAGUAUGGUGUCAGCAUCACAGAUGCUUGUAUUGGCUGGGAGGAUACUGAGUCCGUCUUGGAAAACUUGGCACAAGCUGUACGGACUCGCUGUCAAAAAUUGAAUGGCGCAAAAUAA
Messenger RNA from Penicillium taxi, 1122 nucleotides. RefSeq names its product 3-deoxy-7-phosphoheptulonate synthase. Lineage: Eukaryota; Fungi; Ascomycota; Eurotiomycetes; Eurotiales; Aspergillaceae. The record is from RefSeq and is a predicted model, not a curated record. The coding region runs from base 1 to 1122 and encodes 373 amino acids. The transcript has 4 exons. Gene Ontology annotation, molecular function: 3-deoxy-7-phosphoheptulonate synthase activity. Gene Ontology annotation, cellular component: cytoplasm. Gene Ontology annotation, biological process: aromatic amino acid biosynthetic process.